GGCAGAAGGAUUCGGCUGAAUCCGAAUACAGCUGAAAAAGGCCGAAUCCUGGAUUCGGUGCAUCCCUAGUUUAAUGUCCAACUAAUCUCGUAUACUUGAUUUAUCCCUAUUGACAACAUCACCUUUACAUUAUUAGAAGUCUGAGUGGUAGACUUGGGGCUGUAGUAAGGCUGACAUGAUGUCUACUCUUUUGUACCUCUGUUAUUAGCAGAGAAAAGGCCAAAUAAGCUGUAACAACCAAGUGCCAGGCAGGCUGUAUGCAGUCACAUCGCUGCGCAGUAUGUUGGCACUAUAUAAAUACAUUUUAAUAAUGGUUAUUAGGGGACACCUUGUUUUUCCUUGUCCUGAGAUAUGGCGUGUGUUUUGUGUGCUGCAUGCAGUGAAAGUGAAGGCAUCAGUCAGUUGCAACUAGGGUUGCCACCUGGCCGGUAUUUUCCCAGCCUGGCCCGUAAAAAUGUUGCUUGAUGCCAAUGUUAUUUAUAGGGAAAAACACAAAAAUAUCAGAAGGUAUUUUAUUCCAGAAAAGGUGGCAACCCUUAUUUGCAACCCUGUUUGGGAUUACCACGAUGUGCAGCUGGAACCUGGCCACCAUCUCCUGUAUCAUUGCCACCUCUCAGAACCAGCAAUCCAACACAUAGGCCAGAUAAUUGGUAUAAAUAGAAAUAAAUGUGCAAGGUACAGUCAGGCUGACAGCCAGACACUCGCUAUGUUGGUCUCGAUCUCAUCUCUGUGGAGCGGAGCUGAAGAAAACAGCAGGGCCGUGUCUCAAUACAUUACUGGAGGCAAUAAGCACACAAUGAAUGAACAUCUACAUGUCUCCAGUCAUGGACAGAUACAGGUGCAACAACUGUUUGAAGAGAACAGCAACAAAAGAACUGUUCUGACAACACAACCAAAUGGGCAUACAGCUGUUGGCAAAUCUACUUUACCUGUUGUUACAGAGAGGCAGCUUGAAAGCACUCAUAGGAGACAAGGAAGCUCUAGCUCUUUAAAAUCAGCAGAGGGCAUAACCAAGUUGAAGUCUUCUUCAUUAACUCCUGAACAAGCAAUGAAGCAAUACAUGCAAAAGUUGACUGCUUUUGAGCACCAUGAAAUCUUUAAUUACCCUGAAAUUUACUUUUUGGGUCCAAAUGCUAAGAAACGACAAGGUGUAAUUGGUGGCUCAAACAAUGGUGGCUAUGAUGAUGAUCAGGGCUCCUAUGUACAAGUGCCGCACGAUCAUGUUGCCUACAGGUAUGAAGUUCUGAAGGUUAUUGGAAAAGGAAGUUUUGGACAAGUUGUUAAAGCUUAUGAUCAUAAACUUCAUCAGCAUGUGGCGUUAAAGAUGGUAAGGAAUGAAAAGCGCUUUCAUCGGCAGGCUGCAGAGGAAAUCAGAAUUCUAGAACACCUGAAGAAACAAGACAAAGACAACAAUAUGAAUGUCAUUCACAUGCUGGAGAACUUCACAUUCCGCAACCAUAUCUGUAUGACAUUUGAAUUAUUGAGUAUGAAUCUCUAUGAGCUGAUCAAGAAGAACAAAUUUCAGGGCUUUAGCUUGCCUUUAGUUCGCAAGUUUGCUCACUCAAUUUUGCAGUGCUUGGAUGCUUUGCACAAAAAUAGAAUAAUCCACUGUGACCUUAAACCUGAAAACAUUCUGUUGAAACAACAGGGCAGAAGUGGCAUUAAAGUUAUAGAUUUUGGUUCCAGUUGUUAUGAGCACCAGCGCGUAUAUACGUACAUACAAUCACGUUUCUACCGGGCACCAGAAGUUAUUCUUGGUGGUCGCUACGGGAUGCCUAUUGAUAUGUGGAGCUUGGGUUGUAUUCUUGCAGAAUUGUUGACUGGCUAUCCACUUUUACCUGGAGAAGAUGAAGGUGAUCAGCUGGCAUGUAUGAUUGAGUUACUGGAUAUGCCUUCCCAAAAGCUUCUCGAUGCUUCAAAAAGGGGUAAAAAUUUUGUUAGCUCCAAAGGUUACCCACGCUAUUGCACUGUUACAAGUCUGCCUGAUGGUUCUGUGGUAUUAAAUGGUGGUCGCUCACGAAGAGGAAAACCAAGAGGCCCCCCUGGAAGUAGAGACUGGGUGACUGCUUUGAAGGGCUGUGAUGAUCCCCUGUUUCUUGAUUUCUUGACACAAUGUUUAGAAUGGGAUCCUUCUCUCCGAAUGACACCUAGCCAAGCACUGCGACAUCAUUGGUUAAGGAGGCGAUUGCCAAAGCCUCCAACUGGAGAAAAGAUCUCUUCUAAAAGAAUAACAGAAAGCACUGGUGCUAUAACAUCGAUUUCUAAAUUACCUCCAACAUCAGGCUCAGCUGCAAAGUUAAGAACUAAUCUGACCCAGAUGACUGAUGCCAAUGGAAAUAUACAGCAGAGGACAGUGUUGCCAAAGUUGGUCAGCUGAUUUACUGGACAUCUUACAUCGACAACACCUUGCUGAGCCUUAUGCAUACAAAGCAGCAACUCGGAUUUGUACCAUUUUUAAUUGCUCAGAUUAUUUUAAAUACAUUGUGCAACAGGUGUAUUUUUAUGUAAUCAUGAAAUUGUUAAACAAUGGGGACAAUGCUUUAAGGUUUUAUACCUUUUUGGUAUUUGUAAUUGGCCUUGCUUAAAAUAGGAAGUGUCAAAGUCAGUGGCUGGCCACUGAUUAGUACUUGACAGUUAAACCUUAUUUAUUAAUGUCAAAAGUGUUUAGUUAAUUCAUUCAUAUUUAACAAUUUUGCUCUGUGUGCCAUAGGCCAUUUAGAGCAUCGAAAACAUGUCUGAUACACAGUCACACAGUGUAGUUCCGUGCAUUUUGGUUUUUGUGGAAUGGGCCUUGCAUAAAGUUGUGCAAAGUAGUCUAUACAGUAACAUUUGUUUGUAUUUGGAGCAAUUCAAUGAAACAGAUUUGUGUUAGACUGAAAGGUAUCGCAUUUAUACUUAAAAUUGAGCAGUUUAAUCACUUCAUUUAAUUAAGGUAUUCUAAUACCUUUUUUUUCCUUAUUUUUGAUAUAGCCAAAGGUUUUUAUUUUACCUUAUUCGAUAUACCUUUAGAUAUAUUCUAUAUGUAGGUGAUUAAAACAUUUUCUCAACAUUAAAAGGGCAUUUGUAAGCAAAAUGUUUUUUAAACUAUUGCUUUGUGUUGGUUACUAUGUGUUUUGGGUUGGGAUUAUCUACGGUUUUUUUUUUUUUUUUGCAAAGUAAAGUCAAUUUAGUAUUUUUAAUGUAAAAAUAGCUGAAGGAAUUGGUAUUACUGAAGGAUGAGUAAGAAGUGUUGCAACCAUGUGCUUUGAAGCAGCUUUGUACAUUGGGAUUCAAUUAAAAGCUGUCUGACUGUUAUCCCCUUUCCCUUAGCCUACACAUUGCUUAGCUGUGAGAUUUUUUUUUUUUUUGUAAGCCACAUUGUUUGAAGGAGUAGUUCAACUAAACAUACAAUGUUAAUUAUUAAUAAAAGUACUUUAAGUGGGCAUUAUUAAUCACUUUAUAUGUUUGCCAUGAAAAUUGUUUCCUCUCCUCCUUUAUUUCUACUACACUGUUAAAAUCAGUAUCUAAAUGCUUCAAACUAAAGAGUUGUCUAGAUAAGUUUAAGCGCUAUGAAUGGCCCUUUAAGUACUUUUAUACAUAUUUGACAUUUUAUUUUUGUUAAAUGUCCAAAAAUGUAAGUUUAAUUGGAAAGUGUGGGUAUAAUUGUGGUUACAUGGAAUUUGCAGCUCUGCUUUUUAAUUUUUAUUUUACUUAAAGCAUGGUCCCCAAAAAUGGCUAAAAUGUUUCUGGCUACGUUUUUGAAUGUAAGUGCAAGUCAAAAAGCAAAGAGAUAACUAUUUACUUCAGGUUGAUAAUUUACUUUUUUUUCUUGCUUUUUUAGAUUCAGACCACAUUUUGUAAUCCAGCAGUUGGUCCGACCUUUUUUAAUUCACAUCAGGGUUAAACAAUAUGAGAUCAUUAUUGUAGUAAUCAUCCUGCUCUAAUUCCAGGGUUAUCCAGAACAGUAUGUAAGCACAAUUCUCACCCUUCCUGCCUCUCCCACACCACUGGAUAUUAUUAAAGCAGCUUGGCAAGUUAUUUCCUAGAUCCUCAUGGUGCAGUUUUAUCUAAUUUGGUGGGAGAUUAAAAUCAACAGUCUCACAAUAUUUUGAUACAAAACUUAUCUUUUAUAUUUUUAUCCUCUAAAAACUGAUUGCACUAUUUGAUUUUUAAUUCUCAAACUUUUAUGUACCAGAAACUUUUAGACAAGGGGUAACUCACAAGCACUACUAACAUUCUCAGUUGCUAAGUGAGAAACCCCUUUGAUACGUGUCUGGAUUUAUUUUAUUGGUAUUUGAGUAAAGUGGUAUAUAAAGUUUGCUUACAGGAAACAGACAUUAGUUGUCGAUGGUUUUCCAUUAAAAGAAACAUGGACACUAAAAAAUGAGCGUUUUAAAGGAAAGUCAAUAUAAUGUACUGGUGCCCUGCACUGGUAAUACAGCUGUGUUUGCUUCAGAUACACUACCAUAGUUUAUAUAAAUAAGCUGUUGUGUAGCUGUGAGGCAGCCAUUCAAGCACAGAACACAUAGAUAAUUGAUAAGUUCUAAAGAAUCUCAUUGUAUGCUACAUCCCUUAUCUGUUAUCAGUUGUGUAUCCUAUGCCUUUUCUCCUUUUUCAGCUUUGAAUGGCUGCCCCCAUGGCUACACAGCAGCUUGUCAUAUAAACUAUAGUUGUUUUUCUGAAGCAAACAUACCAAUUUUACCAGUGUAGCACAGCAGUACAUCAUAUUUUCAUUACUUAAGGAUACGUUCACAUUUUUGUGUUCCUGUUCCUUUAAUGUUAAUUUAACCAUUUUUCGAAGUAAAGUGCUUAUGGAAAGCUUGCUGAAGCGAACUUUGUUUUUAUCUUAAGCACUUCAGUGGUUGAUCUGUAAUAAAUUGUUUUGGAAACAGUACUUUGUCUCACAGGUUACCAUUGUCUAGGGAAGUCUUACCUAUUUGCGGCAUUUGGGAUAGCACAGUAUCCUUGGUUGCAGUCUCGCAUGGCACAUUCCAUGCACAUAUUUGGAAAUUUUUGUCACACAAGUGUUUUGCUAUACGAGUUCAAUUCAAAUGAGAAGCGUUUAUAUAAACAAUACAGGAUACUUUGUGAACUUAGUGUGAAGUAUGUGCCUUUUCGUUAAUAGUGCUACAUUGGCAGGCAUAUUUUUGCCUACUUUAUAAAAGAUAGCAGGUAAAGGCAUUUAUAUUACACGUUUACUCUAAUAUGUCUUAAAAUAUUCAUCAUGCUAAGAGGCCUUAAAAGUAACCAUAGCUCUGGCAGGUUUUUUAAGGCUGGCCGAGUAUGCUGCUAGAAAAUGCUUCCUUAGACUGUGAGCUCCUAAAAGCCCUGUUGGUUACCUGUUUUUAUACUUUUCAUCAUUUCUUUUUUUCAGGGUUUUGAUUAUGCUUAUACUAGUGAAACAAUCUUAAUUUAUGUGCAAAAUUUACCUCAAGCUGUUUUUCAAUUUUAAGGUGUAAUCAAUCCCAGGGCAUUUGGUAAAAACCAAGGUGCAUUCCUUUUAUAUUUGCUGGCAGGAAUAAACCAGCCAGUGAUUUUUAUAAUUUAGGUGCAAUGCACAUAAGCCACUUUUGAUGUAUAGUUCUUGUAUACAUCUCUUGGACAUUGGGUUUAUUGGAAUCUCAAAGAAGAAAUGAAACUGUAAAUUAUACAGUAUAUUUAAAAUGCCCUUGAUUCGUUCGCUUCUUCAGAGAUUCCCUCAUAUCCCAAUUUGAUGCAAUUUGCAUAAAAAGACACAAUGAAUUCUUGUUGGCACUUUUACAUCUCUGUAAAACUUGUUGGUUCUGAAAAGUAAUUUUUAACUGCUCACAAAACUGCUACAAUUGUCUAGGCCAUGACAAUUCUAUUGAGAAACAUCUUAGACAUGUGACUGUAAUAUGCUGCAAUUGUGUAUACCGAUGAUAUGUGAACAUUUGGAGUGAAUGUGGACUUUGUGUAUAUUUUGUGUACAUUUUCUGUAAGAUGCUGCUGUCGCCACUCUACUAUGUUGUAGUGGAUUAGAAUCAAAGUGGCAAAAUCUAUAAUACUGGAUGUAUUGUUCAGCAGAUGACAGAUGUAUGAAAAUUUAGUGAACUCUUGUUAAAUUUUAUUGUUGUGGCCAGAGAUCAUUUCAAAAUAAAAAUGUAUGUUCUA
This is a messenger RNA of Xenopus laevis (African clawed frog), 6111 nucleotides long. RefSeq names its product dual specificity tyrosine-phosphorylation-regulated kinase 2 (gene dyrk2.S). The record is from RefSeq and is a predicted model, not a curated record. Gene Ontology annotation, molecular function: nucleotide binding; transferase activity; kinase activity. The coding region runs from base 455 to 2377 and encodes 640 amino acids. Gene Ontology annotation, cellular component: cytoplasm; protein-containing complex; nucleus. Lineage: Eukaryota; Metazoa; Chordata; Amphibia; Anura; Pipidae. The transcript is spliced from 3 exons.